AUGGAGUCACAUAAAGAUGCUUCAGAAAUAUGCGAAUUCUACAAAGACAAGCACGUACUAUUGACCGGAGGGACUGGUAUGUUGGGAAAAUUGUUAUUCCACCGUCUUAAGAAAGAAGAUCCGAUCUUCAUGGAGCGAUUGAAGAUCGUUCCUGGUGAUGUAUCCGAGCCUGGACAUGGGUUGUCUUCGGCGGAUGUUGAACACUUGAUCGAGAAAGUCCAGGUUGUAUUUCACACUGCUGCCACAGUCAAGUUCGACGAACCUUUGUCUACUGCGACGAAGAUAAAUUCCGUGGUUCAUGUUUCUACAGCUUACAGUCACAGUCCCAGGAAAGAGAUCAGAGAGGAAUUCUACCAGACACCGAUUUCUCCUCAAGGCCUCAUCGCUUUAGAUGAUAAUUUAAGCCCUCAACUAUUGAACGUCAUAACACCGCAAAUCAUGGGAGAAUGGAUUAACACGUACGUGUUUACGAAAGCAGUCGCUGAGGAAGCUGUAAGGGAAAAUGUACUUACAACAAGAAGUGAACCCAUUCCUAAUUGGAUAGCUCAUAUUCAUGGACCAAUAAUAAUAUUAGUUGGAUAUUAUGUUGGAGCAGCCUGUGUUCUCAAGUUUAAUAAUAACGAUAAAGGAGAACUGGUACCAGCAGAUAUGACUGUGAAUUGCCUUCUAGCAGUUGGAUAUGAAACAGCUAAAUCAAGAAAAUUGCAGGAAAUUCCAAUCUAUAAUUUCACGAGUCAUCCCCAAAAUCCUUUAUUAUGGGCUGAUAUGUUUCGCUUUAACGAAGAGAGAAUCAUGGAAAUACCAUAUUCUCAGACAUAUUGGCACUAUUCUUCAAAAUUCAUUUUCAAAAAUAAUUUUCUUUACUACUUACUAGCAUUUUUUCUACAAAUAUUGCCUGCAGUUAUAAUUGACUUAGGGCUUAUCUUUCUACAUAAGAAACCCAGAUUUUUAAAGAAGUACAAUAAAAUCCAUUAUAGUAUGCAUCUUUUGGAAUACUUUACCACACAAACUUGGAUAUUUUCACUCGAAAACACAAUGGGUCUUUGGAGAAGUCUUAAUGACGAAGACAAAAAAUUGUUUGACUUUAACAUGGAAUCGCUUGAUUUUAAAUCCUUUUUAAAAGGUACCAUUGAUGGUAUUAGGAUAUAUCUGAAAGACGAAGAGAAGGAUUUGACAUGUACAAAGAGAAGAUAUUUUAUACCUGUCUUUACUUAUGGAUCAGAGACAUGGGACAACUCAAGCGCAGAAGAGAAAGAGAUCCUCGAACAA
Messenger RNA from Nezara viridula (southern green stink bug), 1269 nucleotides. The record is from the annotation of a GenBank genome assembly. NCBI's taxonomy places the organism in Eukaryota, Metazoa, Arthropoda, Insecta, Hemiptera, Pentatomidae.